This is a messenger RNA of Lacerta agilis (Sand lizard), 4698 nucleotides long. RefSeq names its product LARGE xylosyl- and glucuronyltransferase 1 (gene LARGE1). Gene Ontology annotation, molecular function: xylosyltransferase activity; glucuronosyltransferase activity. Bases 948 to 3218 code for a protein of 756 amino acids. NCBI's taxonomy places the organism in Eukaryota, Metazoa, Chordata, Lepidosauria, Squamata, Lacertidae. The transcript is spliced from 15 exons. The record is from RefSeq and is a predicted model, not a curated record. Gene Ontology annotation, biological process: protein O-linked glycosylation via mannose.
ACAGCCUCGCUUAGCGCCGCCCGGAGCCCGCCUUCCUUCCUGCCUGCCUGCCUGCCAUCCCUCCGGGCGGGGGGCAGCCCGGCUCUCCCGGGAGCGCCGAAGCCGGCUGCCGAAGUGGUGGCACUUGGAGAGCCGGCGGGGUGGCGCGGCGCUGCUGGGAAGGAGAGCGAGUGACUGAAGCGCCGCCGCGAAGGCAGCCCGAGCGGCACCCAGCGGCCACGCAGACCGGGCAGCCUUGCCACCGCCGCCGCCUCUUCGUUGUCCGCGACCUUCUUGAGGGGCUUCCCCACACCAGCCUCUCCGAGCCCUGUCCGGGCCUGGGUUUCCCCCGCCCGGCGUGCUUGCAGGCCCCGGGGAGGCCGCAGCGGAGCUAACGGGACGUGCCCCUCCCCGGGCCAACCCCGCGGGCCGCGCGAGGGGGCCUGUGCGCAACGCGAGGCGCCCGGCGGGCCACGGGGGUUGCCUCCCCCCAAGACAGCAUGGGGGAAGGAGGAGCCGGCAGGCCCUGAGCAGGCGACCGGGGAGGGGGCUCCCGAUUCUCCCUCCUGCUGCUGCUCCUGCUUCUCUCCCCCCCCCUUCCUCCGCUGCUCGCACGCAGAUCGGACCAGCUGAGCUGCCUUAUAGUCUGGGACCGCCGGAGAGAUCCUCCGAAAGCGCUGGAUCGGCGCCUGCUUUUCUCGUGCAGCCUGACCAUCGCUCCCUCCCCCCGUGAGCAAAUUAGAUUGGUAGAAAGAAGGGGAUCUGCGUCUGUUCCGGGUGCGUUUGUUUCCGAGAAGGAGCCCAGCAGCUGCCCGGCUUAGAAGCGGCCAGCCUCACAGGGGAUCCCCUCUCCCUUGGCAAGGCACCUCUCCGCAGCAGCAACAGAGAAGGGAAUAUGUGGGAGACUGUGGACUUCAUGCUUCCGACAUAGGAACAGAACCAGAUUAGGAAUCUCCACUUCUGAGAGAAUGCUGGGAAUCUGCAGAGGGCGACGGAAAUUCCUGGCUGCCUCUCUGACUCUCCUUUUUGUUCCUGCUGUAACCUGGAUUUACCUGUUUGCUGGGAGCUUUGAAGAUGGAAAGCCAGUGUCAUUGUCUCCAAUUGAAUCUCAGCCCCACAGCCCUCGUUACACAGCCACAAGUCAACGUGAAAGAGAGAGCCUGGAGGUACGCAUGCGAGAAGUGGAAGAGGAAAACCGGGCACUUCGCAAGCAGCUCAGUCUUGUGCAGAGCCGGGGCCUGUCCCAUCGCCGAGGCAACCACUCAAAAACUUAUUCCAUGGAGGAAGGGACUGGGGACAGUGAGAGUCUACGAGCUGGCAUCGUGGCAGGUAACAGCUCAGAGUGCGGACAACAGCCAGCAGUGGAGAAGUGUGAGACAAUCCAUGUCGCCAUUGUCUGUGCUGGAUACAAUGCCAGUCGGGAUGUUGUCACACUCGUCAAAUCAGUAUUGUUUCACAGACGGAACCCUCUUCACUUCCACCUCAUUGCAGAUGCCAUUGCAAAACAGAUCCUGGCAACUCUCUUCCAGACCUGGAUGGUGCCUGCAGUGCGCAUAGACUUCUAUGAUGCAGAUGAGCUGAAGUCUGAAGUGUCCUGGAUACCCAACAAACACUAUUCUGGGAUAUAUGGGCUGAUGAAGCUGGUUCUGACAAAGACUCUGCCUGCCAACCUCGAACGAGUCAUUGUACUCGAUACAGAUAUUACCUUUGCUACAGACAUUGCUGAGCUCUGGGCUGUCUUUCACAAGUUCAAAGGCCAGCAAGUUCUUGGUUUAGUGGAGAACCAGAGUGACUGGUACCUUGGGAACCUCUGGAAGAACCACCGUCCCUGGCCAGCUCUUGGGAGAGGUUACAACACAGGGGUCAUUCUGCUACUUCUGGAUAAAUUGCGCAAGAUGAAGUGGGAGCAGAUGUGGAGGCUCACCGCUGAAAGAGAGCUAAUGAGCAUGCUAUCCACCUCAUUGGCCGACCAGGACAUCUUCAAUGCAGUCAUCAAACAGAACCCCUUUCUUGUGUACCAGCUUCCUUGUUUCUGGAAUGUGCAGCUAUCAGACCACACCCGCUCUGAACAGUGCUACCGGGAUGUGUCUGAUCUAAAGGUGAUCCAUUGGAACUCACCCAAAAAACUGAGAGUAAAGAACAAGCACGUUGAAUUUUUCCGCAACCUCUACCUGACAUUUCUAGAAUAUGAUGGGAACUUAUUGAGGCGGGAACUCUUUGGAUGCCCCAGUGAGGCUGAUGUCAACAGCGAAAAUCUCCAGAAACAGCUGUCUGAGCUGGAUGAAGAUGACCUGUGUUAUGAGUUUAGACGGGAGCGUUUCACUGUCCAUCGCACUCACUUGUAUUUUUUACACUACGAGUAUGAGUCUGCUCCAGACAACACUGAUGUAACACUGGUGGCUCAACUCUCAAUGGACAGACUCCAGAUGCUUGAAGCUAUCUGCAAACACUGGGAAGGACCAAUCAGCUUGGCACUCUACCUUUCUGAUGCAGAGGCACAGCAGUUUCUGCGCUACGCUCAAGGCUCUGAGGUCCUCAUGAGCCGCCACAACGUUGGAUACCACAUAGUGUACAAGGAGGGCCAAUUUUAUCCAGUGAACCUCCUACGGAAUGUGGCAAUGAAACAUAUCAGCACGCCAUACAUGUUCCUGUCAGACAUUGACUUCUUGCCUAUGUAUGGACUCUACGAGUACCUCAGGAAAUCUGUUGUCCAACUGGACUUAGCCAAUACAAAAAAGGCUCUCAUUGUACCUGCUUUUGAGACCCUCCGCUAUCGCCUCUCUUUUCCCAAGUCAAAAGCAGAGCUGUUGUCUAUGUUGGACAUGGGGACCCUCUUCACAUUCAGGUAUCAUGUCUGGACAAAAGGUCAUGCACCAACCAAUUUUGCCAAGUGGCGAACAGCCACCACACCUUAUCGUGUUGAAUGGGAAGCAGAUUUUGAGCCAUAUGUCGUGGUAAGGCAGGACUGUCCAGAGUAUGACCGAAGAUUUGUCGGAUUUGGCUGGAACAAAGUUGCCCACAUCAUGGAAUUGGAUGCACAGGAGUAUGAAUUCACGGUGCUGCCCAACGCCUACAUGAUCCACAUGCCGCAUGCUCCCAGCUUUGACAUCACCAAAUUCCGCUCAAACAAGCAAUACCGUAUCUGUCUCAAGACCCUCAAGGAAGAGUUCCAGCAGGAUAUGUCACGUCGCUAUGGCUUUGCAGCGCUGAAAUAUCUCACGGCAGAGAACAACAGCUAGCACCACUGGGACUGCUGUGGAAAACAGAGACUGAAAGGAGGAGCCAUUGAAUGUGUGCGGCCCAGUCCUUUAGCCUGGAACUGAGAGACACCUUUGUUUUGGGGAUUAUUAUUAUUUUUUAAAGAAAAACGCAUCAAGCAGUUCUAACCGUAGAGAUUUGGAACAAGAUCUCUCCAGACUGUGCUCAUGAGCUGCCACCCACCCGCCUCUCUAAGGCCUUUAGUUUCCUUGCCCAGCAGGUGUGGGUAAAUGUGCAGAGAGCAGCAGUGCCUGCAUCUAUGAGCAGCACUCAGGGUGGCAGGAACAGUGGGGAGUGGGCAUUUGUUCUUAAAAUCGCACAGCAAAACAAAAACGAUCUUCUUUGAAAUAUAGGCUUUCAUGUUGCUAUUUAAUAAUUCCACAUUUUUUUAAAAAUAUGUAAAGUAAGAUCUUCAGGUCACUGUCCGGUGAAUUAAAACAAAACGAAAAAGUCCCUUCUAGAAACUGAAUUUGCAUCUGUAAAACAGCUGUUGUCUACCCACAGAAGAAUGCUAUAGAGCAGGAUGAACCAAAUUCUGCCCGUCAGAUGAAGGGGAGCUAUAUCUAACAUAACAGGAUUUGUGGUUUAUUAUAUAUUGAAUAUACGCAGUAUUACUGUGUAAGCAUUUCUGUGGCAUCACACAGACAUUUUUCUCUAAUGCUGCAACGAUGGACUCUCCUCCAGCUCCUCACUGCUGCCACCUGCUCUGGCCAUGUACCUUCCUUUAAAUCCAAAUUGCACCCUUUUGCACUCCAUGUUCAUCUCCAGCUCCGGCCAUUCAUGCCGGAAGGUCUGUGCUUUUACUGCACUGUUUAAGCUCUGCUUCCACUUGAGAGCUUUUUCAUGCACCUUUCAUGAAACAAGUGGCCAAAGUGGAUUUCUGACUACCCUUGGUGGGGUGGGGUUAUUUUUAAAAAAGAAGAAGUUUAAGUAUUUGUGUUGGCACACAUACAGGUCAUUUUUUUAUUAUUAUUAGGGAAAAUCACAGACCAUUGGCUCUUCCACAGCACACCUGCUUGCAAAAAAGACUCUAUACCUUUGGCUAUAAGUGGACGUUGUCACGGAACAAGCAAGAUUAGCUUCAGUAGCCAUGGGGUGCUACAGACUCUUGAGAGAUUACUUCAGUAAAGGAGUUUAUUAGGAGCUAAAAGGAAAUAACUCCCCAUUUGAGGUAGGGAGAAGGCGAUCUUGACGGCUUUCGUUUGGAUGGAAACUGAUUCAAUUCACAGCCACUAUUACAUGCGAACAAGCAACACAUAGAAACACACACAAAACCAGACACUGGACAUUUUGUUAUUAUUAUUUUCGUUAUUUCUUUGGAAUUGAUGUUGUGUUUACAUGAAUGGAGGAGAUGAGGAUUAAUGCACUACCCUUACUUGGGGCUACUUGUAUUUGGUUGCAAUGUUAUUGAGAGAGCAGAAUUUGAAUAAAUGAGAAACAUGUCUUUCUUCCUUCCCCUGA